This is a messenger RNA of Oppiella nova, 633 nucleotides long. Lineage: Eukaryota; Metazoa; Arthropoda; Arachnida; Sarcoptiformes; Oppiidae. The record is from the annotation of a GenBank genome assembly.
AUGAAUACUGGAGAUGAUGUAGUGGAUGGCUGUGGUGAAAGCAGACCAAGAAUAGACCCACAUAUGGAUCUACAAAUAGAUCCACAAAUGAAUCCACAAUUACCAGAACCAGAAUCGGAUGACCCGCACAACGAAGACAUCGCUUAUGAAGACUCCGAUGACUACGAGGACGAACCACUAGUGGUUAAGCCCAUUAUCUAUACAGUUCUGGUGCCACCGGGAGAUGUAAACCUAUUUCGGACAGAUUUUCAACUCAAAUACGGGUCAACACAUCCGGAAUUCUUUGUCGGCAACUAUAACGAGGCCAUCGAUGCGGCCAAACGUGACUUCAGAUUCCUAUUGGCUUACAUUCACUGGGAUUCACACGAAGAGACCGAAAAGUUUUGUCAAUCGGUUCUCAUAAACCAGAAGUUCAUUGACUAUCUCACUGAACACAACAUCAUAUUCUGGUCUUCUGCUGUCAUAUAUCCGGAGGGAUUUGUUGUGAGACAACAGCUCGAGGUAACCACUUAUCCAUUUAUGGCACUGAUUUCCAUGAGAAAGAGUCGGAUGGUUGUGGUCCGCAGAUUAGAGGGAAUCACUCUUUUGAAACCAUUGAUAGCCCAACUGAGGGACGGGUCUGGAAAGGGCUAA